Drosophila yakuba is the source of this 1546-nucleotide messenger RNA. Its product is annotated as venom serine protease. Gene Ontology annotation, biological process: proteolysis. The record is from RefSeq and is a predicted model, not a curated record. Gene Ontology annotation, molecular function: serine-type endopeptidase activity. Lineage: Eukaryota; Metazoa; Arthropoda; Insecta; Diptera; Drosophilidae. The transcript has 7 exons. Bases 36 to 1463 code for a protein of 475 amino acids.
UUUAUCAGUUGCUGCCGAGUGAUUCGAGGAGAAAGAUGUGCUGCUUGGUUUCGUUACUUAUAAUCGCGGUGGUGCUCUGCCAAAAUUCGUCCGCACAGCUUCUUGAUGAACAAUGUGGAGAGGUGCUACCCUAUAAAAUUAGAGGCGGAUUCGUGCCGGAAGCUGCUCCAUUUAUGGCCGCCUUGUAUAACAACAGCGAAUUUUUCUGUGGUGGAUCCCUAAUACAUAAGCAAUUUGUUCUAACCGCAGCGCACUGCGUAGAGUACUUGCAAGAAGUAACCGUCCACUUGGGAGGAUACAAUCGAUCGUGCCCGAUCACAGAAUGUAAUUACGUGGUGCAACUAAAGGCCAUGGUAAUAAGGCAUCCUUUUUCGAACAUUAAUGUUUAUCUAAACGACAUAGCUUUGCUGCGACUGGAGCGCGAAGUGGCUUUUGAAGUCCAUAUACGACCAAUAUGCAUUAGCCUUGACGAGGAGCUAACAUCAGAUAGUGAACAAUUUUUCACGGCGUAUGGAUGGGGUUGGACGGAUCCGACGCAAAAAAAACCAAGUGACAUACUGAGAGCGGUCAGUUUGGAGCAGUCUCAGUGCAACUAUAAAGGCAAAAACACAAUAUGCGCGGGCGGCAUUAAGGGAGACACCUGUGAGGGUGACUCUGGUGGUCCAUUGGUAGGCAAUUUCAAACACCUUGGCAAAACUAGACAUUUACAGUACGGGAUACUGAGCUACGGCAGCAGCGAGUGCGAUGGAUCCUCUGGCGUCUAUACUGAUGUAAAUGCGUACAAAUCGUGGAUAGCUAACGUCGUUCUUGAAAACGAACCGAGAAUCUUGCAAGAGAAGUGCAAGAGCGAUUGGGGUAGUAAUGUUUUGGUCCGCCUAUGGGAAAUGUCACUAAUUGAGUAUAAAUCCGCCGGUGCCCUUAUCACAAAUCAAUUGGUUUUGACUGCUGCCAGUGUUUUCCCUGACGUCUUUAAUGCCACCGAAAUCGAAGUAGAAUCUAUAUAUCAGCAAAUCCAUCGCGUCAAAUGGGUUAUCAGGCAUCCCAACUUCAGCCGAUCGCCAUCAAUAAGGAAUAACAUAGCUGUGAUUAGGCUGGCUCAAAGGGUUUCAAAAUUAGAUCUUGAGAUACCAAUCUGUGUGGGGCUGAACUUGAGUCCUCCGACGACUUGGAGUGCCUACCUUUACAGUGACAAAUUUGAGUUCUUGGGCAGUCGGAAUGUAAAUUUAAAGAGGAUCCAUGAAUGCUCUGUGGAAAGCGAUCAGAUCUGUGUCGAGAAGCCGAAUCAAUUGGAUUAUGCACCGUACGAGACACCUGGUUUUGUGAUAGGUACAAAUCAAAUGUUUAAGGGAAAGGAAAGGUACAUGAUUGCGGGCAUAAUAAGCCAUACUCAAGAUAACGCCAUCGUCUUUACAAAUAUUCAAGACCACGCCAAAUGGAUUGCUAGACAAAUGAUAUACACAUAGCGUUACUUCUAUCUAUAUUUUUAUAGCACUGACACAUUUGGAAAAAAUGUAAUAAAAUCACCUGAUAAAUGGUGUCGUUAAUG